AUGGCGGACGCGGGCGCGUUCUCCGUCAGGUUCCGGAAGCUGAAGACAAACCCGCUUCUGCAGAGAAAACAGUUCGGCGUGGACAUCCUCCACCCGAGCCGUGGGUCUGUCUCCAAGAAGGAACUCGUGGAGAAAAUCGCCAAACAAUUCCGCGUCGCGGACCCGCAGAGCGUCGUCGUUUUCGGUCUCAAGACUGCCUUCGGGGGCGGCAGAUCCUCUGGAUUUGCGAUGAUCUACGACAGCCCGAACGCUGCUAAGAAGUUUGAGCAUCGCUUCCGCCUUGUCAGGCUCGGAUACACCGAGGCCAAGGCCCUCAAGGGUCGUCGUGCGUACAAGGAACUUAAAAACAGAAAAAAGAAGGUCCGCGGCAAGGAGAAGGCCAAGUGCUCUGGCGCAGCCAAGAAAUAA
Messenger RNA from Besnoitia besnoiti, 408 nucleotides. RefSeq names its product ribosomal protein RPS24. Gene Ontology annotation, cellular component: ribosome. NCBI's taxonomy places the organism in Eukaryota, Apicomplexa, Conoidasida, Eucoccidiorida, Sarcocystidae. Gene Ontology annotation, biological process: translation. Gene Ontology annotation, molecular function: structural constituent of ribosome. The record is from RefSeq and is a predicted model, not a curated record. The transcript is spliced from 2 exons. The coding region runs from base 1 to 408 and encodes 135 amino acids.